AUGCUCGAGUCUAUCAGUGGUGUUGAGAUUGCUGUUAUUGGUGGUUCUGGUCUUUACAAUCUCGACAACCUCAAAGUUGUUGGUGAGAUCAACCCUCUUACUCCAUGGGGAUAUCCUUCUGACCAUAUUGUCAUUUCAGAGACUCCCAAUGGUACAAAGAUUGCCUUUCUUGCCCGCCAUGGCAGAGGCCACUAUCUCACUCCCUCGGAUGUACCCAGCAGAGCCAACAUUGCAGCCCUCAAGCACAUUGGGGCAAGGGUUAUUAUUGCCUUUUCUGCUGUUGGCUCUCUUCGUCAAGAGAUCCCUCCAAGAGACUUUGUUCUCCCUGAUCAGAUUAUUGAUCGCACAAAGGGCAUUCGUCCAUCAUCGUUCUUUGAAAAGGGUGCUGUUGGCCACGUUUCCUUUGGUGACCCAUUCUCUAACGAUCUUGGCGAUCUGAUUUAUAGUCAACGUGCUGCGUGUCCUGCUGGCGUUACUGUCCAUCACAAAAAAACACUGGUUUGUAUGGAAGGUCCCGCCUUUUCUACUCGUGCCGAGUCGCAUAUGUACCGAUCGUGGGGUGGUGAUGUAAUCAACAUGUCGGUUCUUCCUGAAGCCAAGCUUGCUCGUGAGGCUGAGAUGGCAUAUCAAAUGAUCUGCAUGUCGACCGACUAUGACUGCUGGAGGGUUGAAGAGCAAGUUGUGACUGUUGAAACUGUCAUGGGUAACUUGAAUGCCAAUGCUCAGACUGCCAAACAACUGCUUCUUGCUGUUAUCCCCGUACUUGAGGAGGCUUUAAAAAAUAAGACACUCGAGAGUGUCAAAGCCUUGGAGAAUUCAUCUGCAUUUGCUGUCAUGACUGCUAAACCCAAACGGUGUCCUGAGGCCAUGAAGAAACUAGCUUAUAUUCUUCCCAAUAUUAACAAUUAGUCUCGUUUUUAUGAAAUAAAUCUACGUUUAUGUUGGCC
This is a messenger RNA of Batrachochytrium dendrobatidis JAM81, 947 nucleotides long. Its product is annotated as S-methyl-5-thioadenosine phosphorylase. NCBI's taxonomy places the organism in Eukaryota, Fungi, Chytridiomycota, Chytridiomycetes, Rhizophydiales. The record is from RefSeq and is a predicted model, not a curated record. Gene Ontology annotation, cellular component: cytosol. Gene Ontology annotation, biological process: nucleoside metabolic process. The transcript has a single exon. Bases 1 to 909 code for a protein of 302 amino acids. Gene Ontology annotation, molecular function: S-methyl-5-thioadenosine phosphorylase activity.